Felis catus (domestic cat) is the source of this 1386-nucleotide messenger RNA. RefSeq names its product nth like DNA glycosylase 1 (gene NTHL1). Gene Ontology annotation, molecular function: oxidized pyrimidine nucleobase lesion DNA N-glycosylase activity; DNA-(apurinic or apyrimidinic site) endonuclease activity; DNA binding. Gene Ontology annotation, biological process: base-excision repair; nucleotide-excision repair; base-excision repair, AP site formation. Bases 16 to 1371 code for a protein of 451 amino acids. Lineage: Eukaryota; Metazoa; Chordata; Mammalia; Carnivora; Felidae. Gene Ontology annotation, cellular component: nucleus. The record is from RefSeq and is a predicted model, not a curated record. The transcript is spliced from 6 exons.
GCCUCCCCCUGCCCCAUGGGGGUCGGGCCACACCGCGGGCCGGGACGGCGCCUGCGGUCGGGACGCCGCGAGCCACUCACCCCACGCCGCGCCCGCCGCGCGCCAGGCUCCCUGGCGCGGAGAAGGGAGCGCACCCCCGGCAACCGCCCCCCGCCCCAAAACGGGCCGCCGCCGGAAGCUCGACCUGCACUUCCGGCGGCGGGCGGGGGCCGAAGGCGGCCGCCGAGCUUGCUGGGAGUCGUAGUUCCGGGCCGCUCUGUGGCGGAAAUGCGGGGGCGAGCGUCACGUAACGUGGUCACGGGGGCCGCCGGGAAGUGUAGUCCGCAGGACUCAAGCAUGAACGCGACGGGCGUGAGGAUGGUGACCCGGAGCCGCAGCCGGGGCCCGGGGGCCGGGCCGCGGGGGGGUGGGGAGAAGGCCGCGCCGCUCUGGAGGGGAGAGGCGGCUGCAGAAGGAAGGAAGAGCCCCAGCCCUUCGAGGCAUCGGCGGAAGACACAAAAACUGAAUGUGGCCUACGAUCGGGAGGAAGAAGACCCCAAACGCCCCAGGGUACCAAGCUGGGAGCCCCGGGACUGGCGGCAGCAGCUGCUGAACAUCCGCACCAUGAGGAGCGGGAAGGACGCACCUGUGGACUGGCUGGGGGUUGAGCACUGCUACGACUCCGACGCACCCCCAAAGGUGCGGAGGUACCAGGUGCUGCUGUCGCUGAUGCUCUCCAGCCAAACCAAAGACCAGGUGACAGCGGGUGCCAUGCAGCGGCUGCGGGCUCGGGGCCUGACAGUGGACAGCAUCCUGCAGACGGAUGACAGCACGCUGGGCACGCUCAUCUACCCCGUCGGCUUCUGGAGGAGCAAGGUAAAGUACAUCAAGCAGACCAGUGCCAUCCUGCAGCAGCGCUAUGGCGGGGACAUCCCAGAUUCCCUGGCAGAGCUCGUGGCACUGCCAGGCGUUGGACCCAAGAUGGCACACUUGGCCAUGGCGGUGGCCUGGGGCACCGUGUCAGGCAUCGGUCCUGUCUGCAAGCAGCGGUGGACACGCAUGUGCACAGAAUUGCCAACAGACUCGGGUGGACCAAGACAGCGACCAAUUCCCCGGAGAAGACUCGUGCUGCCCUGGAGGAGUGGCUGCCCCGGGAGCUGUGGGGCGAGAUCAACGGACUGUUGGUGGGCUUCGGCCAGCAGACUUGUCUGCCCGUCCACCCACGCUGCCAGGGCUGCCUCAACCGGACACUGUGCCCGGCCGCGCGGGGCCUCUGAGGACCAUGGUGCUUCGGCCCCGGAUGCCGUUCUGGGUAGUGCGCUGCGUGCCUUUGCUGGGGAGCCCCAGCCUGUUUGUAAUAAAGCUUGGGAGUUGUUUGCAGUUGGGGUCUGAGUUUUGUUUUGGUUU